Molecule: messenger RNA, 2041 nt
Organism: Nymphaea colorata (pocket water lily)
Lineage: Eukaryota; Viridiplantae; Streptophyta; Magnoliopsida; Nymphaeales; Nymphaeaceae
Exons: 6
Coding region: 14-1465 (483 amino acids)
Source: RefSeq, a predicted model, not a curated record
AAGCGUCGGGUUGAUGGUGGUAAGCUUGAGGAGAGUGAAGAAGCUCAUAGCAACGGCGUCUUUCUUCAUCUCCUUCUUCCUCCUUAUUGCUGUCUUCGUCGCCUUUCAGUGGGUCGAUCAGUCCAUUUCAGCAAGCAACUGGUUACGGAACCCGUUCAGGACGAUCGGUUCGAGCCAGAGGUACUUACUAGAAUGUCCAGCUGGGAAGGAUCCGGGCCUUUGCCCCGUCGCACCGGCGCCUGUGGUUCGGACAUUCCGACCGGGUCCUGCCUGCCCCGAUUACUUCAGGUGGAUCCAUGAGGACCUCCGGCCAUGGAAGCGGAGCGGCAUCACCCGGGAGAUGGUGGAAUCUGGCCAGCGGCUCAGCCACUUCCGGCUGGUCGUCCUCGACGGCAAGGCGUACGUAGAGACGUACCGGAGGUCCUUCCAGACGAGGGAUUUGUUCACCAUUUGGGGCAUCCUUCAGCUCCUCCAAUGGUACCCCGGCCAGAUCCCGGAUCUAGACCUCAUGUUCAACUGCGAGGACGUCCCAGUGGUCCAGACCAGGUACUUCGGGGACAAAGGGCUCGUCCCUCCGCCGGUGUUUCACUACUGCGGCGACGACGCCACGCACGACGUCGUUUUCCCAGAUUGGUCCUUUUGGGGCUGGCCUGAGGUGAAUAUCAAGCCAUGGGUGCCGCUGCUGGAAGACCUAAAUGCAGGCAAUGGGAGGGUCAAAUGGAAGGACAGAGAUCCUACCGCUUAUUGGAGGGGGAACCCAGGGCUUCCUCACAGGCAGGAACUCGUCAAGUGCAACCUUUCUGAGUGGAACAUGCGCAUAUAUGUCCAGAACUGGGACGACGAAAUUCGACAUGGAUUCAAGCAAUCCAACAUGGCAGAUCAAUGCACUCACAGAUACAAAAUUUAUGUGGAAGGGAUUGCAUGGUCCGUGAGCAGGAAGUAUAUAUUGGCAUGCGACUCCCCAACUCUGUCAGUUAAGGAUCGAUACUAUGACUUCUUCUCCAGGUCCCUCAUGCCGAGCCAUCACUUUUGGCCCAUUAGUACUGAGAGCAAAUGCCCCUCCAUCAAGUUUGCAGUUGAUUGGGGGAACACCCAUCCACAGAAGGCUCAAGAGAUUGGGAAGGCAGGAAGCGGUUUCAUUAUGAAUGACUUGAAAAUGGAGUACGUAUAUGACUACAUGUUUCAUUCCCUAACUGAAUAUGCGAAGCUACUAAAAUACAAGCCCACAAUUCCUACAAACGCAAAGCAAGUCUGCUUAGAAUCCAUGGCUUGCCCCCAAAGGGGCCGUGCGCUGCAAUUCUUGAAUGAGUCGAUGGUGAAACACGCACGAGAUGAAGGUCCUUGCGCUCUUCUUCCUCCCGAUCCUGCUGCAAUAGAGUCGCUGAUGACAAGGAAGAAUGAAUCCAUAAAACAAGUACAUGAAUGGGAGCAGGAAGCUUGGAACAAACAGAAGAUGACAACAUAGCAGUUCUGCUGUUUGAUGUAUCACAAAAUGAGACAUUAACUAAAGUGGCCUACAGUAUAGGACAAGUAGAUGAGAAAUCAAAACAAAUUUCCUGUAUGGGGGGGAGAGAGAGAGAGUAGCGCCAGAAUGUGGAAAGGAGGUUGGUGUAUCCUUGCAUUUUGGGUGGAAUGUUCGUUAUAGCUUAAAUGGCAUUUAAUGAGCAUAACCAUCAUAAUUCAUUGGCAGACAACGGCUAUCACUUUAUCAUUUAAUCACUGAAGCUGCUUGUCAGGUGAGUUAGAGGAUUAUGACCAUUGUCAGGAAAGGAGUUGAAAGCACCAUCCUACUCCCUUAACUCUGGUAAAGAAUGGGAUACCUUAAUUUUAAAGCGCACUGCACUCCAUAUGACAAAAGAUCAUGGCGUCCAUGGAAAUCGAAAGGACGCUUCAUCUCUCCUUGGACACAUCACUGGACCUACUUUGAGGGAAGUGAAGAUAGGAGAAGUAGGUAUACAAAGUGUUUAGUGACUGGAUGACCAGAAAACUUGUAUUAUUUACUGCUCUUAUGAUUGCAACAACAUCUCUGAAUUUUUUUUCA